This is a messenger RNA of Mya arenaria, 4962 nucleotides long. RefSeq lists its product as uncharacterized. The transcript is spliced from 7 exons. NCBI's taxonomy places the organism in Eukaryota, Metazoa, Mollusca, Bivalvia, Myida, Myidae. The record is from RefSeq and is a predicted model, not a curated record. The coding region runs from base 122 to 3256 and encodes 1044 amino acids.
CGAAAAGUUCGAAUAGGCGCCAUAUUUGUGACAGAUGCAAAUGUUUAUUUUUUGACGGAAAAAUAAAAAGUUUCCUGUGUUUUAUGCGCUAGUGUGUGGUUUAUGAUGAAAGUCUGGUACAAUGGUGUUGGGGAAGACAACUGAUGAAGGGGUAAACACGGAAUUACCUCCCCUGACACUGCAGUGUAUGACACAGAAUCAGCUGGAAAACUUAAUACCAAAAUUAGUAGCCAAGGUGACAGGUCGGAAAACCCCGAAGUUUGGGGCAGUCCAAUACAAACCUAGCUGGUGGCCCUCUUCACUUGAAUGGACCAACCCAGAGACACUAUCUGACCUCUACCAGAACCCAUGUGAGAAGUUACGGGAGAUCGUACGCAGCUGUUACUGCUAUAUGGACCAAGACGGUCUUCUCAGACGUGGUGACUUAUCCCCCCUCUCUGUAGAACGACCCGCAUCACCCAUCGUUGAAGCUGAUACAGAGAUGUGUAGCACAGACUCUGAAAAACAUGCCACCUCUGCUCAGAGUCAAUCUAGUCCUACCAAUAAAACGUUCAAAGGUGAAAGAAAGAAAGCAGAGACUGGCCCUGACUCUGAUCUCAACAGACAUUUGAAUAAAGGAGAGGAGAAAUUUGGAGAUGAUAGCAGUGAAGUUAUGGUCAUUGACUUGAGUGAUAAUGAAAGCGAUGCUUUUGACAAUGAAAAGGUGACUGCAGGUACAUCUAAAGAUAUGGCCAUUGAAGCAUUAACAGUUGGUAAGAAUAAACCUGAUGGAGGAAGUGGUAAAGCUAAGAACCUGUCUGUUGAAGAACUGAUUAAUGAAAUCUCCAAGGAAGGAGGUGAAGCCAGUGUUAUUGAUAAAGCUGAGGAUAUAACGCCUGACUUGAUUGCUCAAAUAGAUCUUGAAAUUGCCAAGUCCAUUAAACAGGCUCUAGGAUUGGUGGAUUCAAAUCAAACGUCUAAGACUGCUGGUGGUGCUAAUGGAAAUAACAAUCAGUCAGGAAAAGGGAAAAGACCGAAUAUCCUUAACAGAAUUCCUAGGGUAAAGAAAAGGGGUUCAUUGUUUACCAAAGUUGAUGUUAGUGACACACAAUCUAUGAGUGAUUCGGAAAUAAUGUCUGUAAAAUUUAAACAGUGGAAAGAAAAGAAUGAAGAAAAAACAAAUGCAAGGAAGUUUACUUGGAAAACUGAGACAGGGUCAGCUAAUAAGGUUAUAAAACCUGAGGCAACAAGUUAUGAUUCUGAUCCAGAAAGUUUGACAAAAGCAGCCAUGGAGAAAAUUAAAGAAUUAGACGAACUAAUUAUGAAGAUUAAACCUGCCAGCAGAGAAGACAAGCAUGAAGAUGAGGUUGUGUGGAUUUGUUUCAUCUGUGCCAAAAGUUUUCCCGACCAGUCCGAAUUGAUGGCUCAUCAGGACAUCUGUGAGGAGGGUGAAACCAGCGACACACAAUGUCCAAUCCUAACACCUGGGCCAAGGGUCUCGCUCACUGAUUCCACAGAUCAGGGGGUGCAACCAGUGCCAACGCUGCUUCGAAAAGUGGGCUCAAAUAUUAAGUCUCUUCCCCUUGGGUUGCCAAGCAGACCUAGAAUUGUUAGGAGACCAAAAUUUGUGGAUAUCUAUAUUCCACCAGGAAGAGACGUUUACUUCGAAGCUCUUGGACUUGUGCAAACACCAAAGGUUGAAGAAAUUAUUAAGUCUCCCCGUAAGAGUGUGACAGAGGAUGAUUGUCAGAUUAUUGACCUUACAGUCGAUGAUGAGCAAACGGUUCCAAUAACUCCGCGAAGUCGUUCUCUCAUGUCACAAUUGAGUAACGAGGGGGGUAGUGCCAGAAAACGCCAACUCAGUUUCUCCCAAUCUUCGCCUGUUAAAAACAUUGCAAGUAAAAUGGUGAAUAAGUUGGAAGAACAGUCCCAAUCUUCAGAGUCUAGUGAUGAGGAUUGUCGUCGUCUACCAGUAAGGAAAGUUCUGCCAAAAUCCACCAUUUUGGGUAUUCCCCUCACAUCACCAUUGGGACAAAGGCUAAAGAAGCAUUGGAGCUUUGAUAAUAAAGUGCCUGUUGUGAAAGACAUUGAGCAAUAUUGUAAGAAUAAUGUUGUAGAAGAUUUAGCUGAAAGGGAAAGGAAAAAGAACCCAAUGGUGGAAAAGUUGAGGAAUCGCCCCCCUCCUCAAGUGACUUUCAAGUUUACAAAAAGGUAUAUGAACAAGUGGUCUCAUAUGUACAAAUUUAAUAGAGUUGAGCGUAGAGAGUUUGAGAAAAGCCUAAGAACUGGCCUUGGACGUGAGAGUCGCUUAAGACUCAAGAGGAUGAAGGCAUGUAAGGUGGUUAUCCGGAGGAUAAGCAAGAAAGAUAUCAAGUACUGGACAACGCCUCGGCCCAAAAUCCACCAAGCAAGGGCAAUGUUGUCCCAGUUUAUAAGGCAAAAGCCUAAUGCUUGUCAGCGGCCACAGAUCCGGCAGAGAAACACCAAUCAGUAUCGGCUCCCAGCUCAGCAGAAAACUGUCUUUUCCAGCACAAAUUUUCAAACAUUCCAUCCCCAUCAGACUUCUCUUUUAAAUCCAAGAGGCCUUCGACCUCAGCUACUUGGAAUUCAACCUUCAGCAUCCAUUCCUACUCCGCAGUUACUGGUGCGCUCAAUUCAAGGUGGACAAGGGAUGCAACUCCAGGUCCUUGAGGUUCAAAGUUCACAGCUUUUAGGACAGAACGUGUUUUCCUCCCCUCCCAAGCAUAGUCAGAAAAGGAAACAAGUGUUCAAUAACAUAAGAGAAGAUGAUAUGGUUAUCUGUUUGUCAUCUGAUGAUGAAGACAAAAGUGAAAAUCCUAUUCAGUCUGCUUGUGAAAUGGGUAAACAGUUGAAAAAUUUGUGUGACAUGCAUGAGAAGCGUAAGAUUGGACCUGCAAGUUUUAUGAAGUCUCAAAGGGAGCGGAAAGAAAGGGCUCGAUCCAGAUCAAUGUCGGUAUCUGAGGCUGAAAGCCCGGUGGUGAAUCAGACAGAAUUCAAUCCUACUGGUUUAAUCAUAGCUGGUGCUACAAGCCUUAGAGGCCCUAGCCCAUUUGAUGGCUCAACUCAUGUGCGAAUCAACAACGGGCAGAUGACAGUCUUAAACUCUCAGCCAGAAGGUUCAUCAGACAAUCCUGAUGAGAUUAUUGCAAAAGGGGAACAUUUGGAAGAUGACAAGUCCAAUGUGGUUAAGAUACAACCAGCAGAUGAAUUUAUGGAUUUUGAGGUGAUUUGUAUAGACUCUGAUGGAGGGGAUUGAACAAGGGAUAAAAUGUUAGAUGAAAUGGGUUAAACUUUCUGAAAUGGUGAUAGUCAUUGAAUGAGCAUUUCUUUCAGUGAUUUUUCAAAGAAGGAGCGAACGUUAUUUCAAAGAAUGAUUUUUCAUUGAAGAGUGUUUGUUAAUAUUCAAAGAGUGAUUUUUUCAUUGAGAAGCGAUGUUUCCAUCAAAGAGUGAUUUUUCAUUGAAAGAUUGAUGGUUCCAUCAAAGAGUGAUAGUUCAUCGAAGAAAAGAUAGUUCAUGAAGGAAGUAAUGGUAGCCUUAUUGUGGACCGAUAUUGCUCAAGAAACUGGUGUCUGAUGGGAUAGUAAACAUGUUAUACAUGUUUAUAAAUAUUUGUAUAGGUUUAUGGUUGAUUUAUAAUAUUUUGAGUAUGAAAAUCAUAGAUGGUGUACUUUUGUUAUUUCUUGCUGUGAAAAUGCUAUUGUGAUGUUAGUCUAUGCUUAUGUUAUAAAAACACAUCUUUUGAUAUAUUUGAAUAUACAUGUGAGCUGUGAUUGGUAGAUGUUCAAGUCGAAUAGAUUUUGUAUAAUAACUGAUAACUGUGUAUCUUUUUGUACAGUUACACUUUUGUGCUAAUAUAGAUUUCAUGCCUUAUUUCUGAAUUGGAAUAAAACAUUUCCCUUUAUUAAAACCCCUAAAUGCCAUACAUGUAUACUGGGGAUUUACUUUGAUGUUAAUUAUGUAUUGAUAAAUGAAUCACAGUCUUUGAUAUAAUGUGCUCAAAAUUAUAUGCCGGUACACUGAACAUUUAAAACUAUUUUGAACAAUUAUGUAUAAUAUUUUGCAUGAACAUUAUCGAAUAUAACUUUUUUUAUAAUAAUUUAUAUAGAAUAAGAUUUACCUUUCGAUAUAGUCUAUGGUAAAAAUCCAACGUAAAAUGCCUUGUGCAGCCGAAAUAUUGCAAACACUUGUAUUAACAGCAUAAUAAGGUGUAAAGUUUGUUUGUUUCCAAUUUCUCUGCCCUAAAAUGGGGAAGAUAUGUCAGUAUUUUUAGCUCUACUGGCCAAAGGCCAGAAGAGCUUAUGCGAUGGUAAUGUGUACGUAGUAUGUGCGUUCGUGCGUCUGUAAACAAUUGCUUGUGAACACGAUACAGUCUUCAGUUUUGAUUGUAUCUCGAUGAAACUUGAUCAGUAUCUAGAUAUCCAUUAGAGCUUGGUUCCUUUCGAAAACCAGCCAGAUCCGCCCAUGCAUGCCUAGAUUAUGGCCCUUGAUAGUAUAAAAAAAUGCUAUUGUGUAAACAAUUGGUUGUGAACACGAUACAGUCUUCAUUUUUGAUUGGAUCUCGAUGAAACUUGUACAGUAUUUAGAUACCAUUAGAGCUCGGUUCCUUUGGAAAACCAGCCAGAUCCGCCCAUGCAUGCCUAGAUUAUGGCCCUUGAUAGUAUAAAAAAUGCUAUUGUGUAAACACUAGCUUGUGAACACGAUACAGUCUUCAGUUUUGAUUGUAUCUCGACGAAACUUGUACAGUAUUUAGAUAUCCAUUAGAACUUGGUUCCUUUUGAAAACCAGCCAGAUCUGCCCAUGCAUGCCUGGAUUAUGGAUCUUGAAAGUAUAAAAAAUGCUAUUUUAAGCUAAGUUUAUUUUUAGCCAAGUCUACAUGAGCGAAGUCUAGUUUUAGCCAAGUUUACAUGUAAAGUCACAAUUGCUUGUGAAGGUUUGUUCAAAUUAUGUCCCUGGGGUCAUUA